AUGGCAUUUCUAAUAGCUGCUCACAUGGUUUUCACUUUCGGCAUUCUUGGAAACAUCGCGUCGUUCUUCGUGUACAUGUCACCGGUGCCUACAUUUUACAAGAUUUAUAAGAGAAAAUCGUCAGAAGGAUUUCAGUCAAUUCCUUAUUCAGUUGCUUUAUUCAGUGCAAUGUUGUAUUUGUAUUAUGCUUAUUUGAAGAAGAAUAUGAUAUUGCUUAUAACCAUAAACAGCUUUGGAUGUAUCAUGGAAUUAUGUUUUCUGAUCAUCUUCACGGUAUAUGCAAACUAUGAAUCGAAGAUUUAUACCACAAAGAUUCUCUUCCUGUUCAACACAGUAGCAAUGGGUUUGAUCGUUGGAUGCACAUAUUCUCUAUCAGAAGGGCAUAAGAGAGUGACAAUUGUUGGAUGGAUAUCUUCGGUUUUUUCUCUCUGUGUUUUUGUUGCUCCACUUGGUAUUGCGAGGCGAGUGAUAAAGACAAAGAAUGUUGAAUACAUGCCAGUUCCUCUCUCAUUAUUUCUCACACUAUCUGGUGUCGUAUGGUUCUUCUAUGGUCUUUUCAUCAAGGAUUUCUUCAUAGCUGCUCCAAAUGUUGUUGGAUUUUUAUUCGGAAUAGCGCAGAUUAUUUUAUAUUUAAUCUACAAGGACAAGGACUGA
Olea europaea var. sylvestris is the source of this 654-nucleotide messenger RNA. Its product is annotated as bidirectional sugar transporter NEC1-like. Gene Ontology annotation, cellular component: membrane. Gene Ontology annotation, molecular function: sugar transmembrane transporter activity. Lineage: Eukaryota; Viridiplantae; Streptophyta; Magnoliopsida; Lamiales; Oleaceae. Gene Ontology annotation, biological process: carbohydrate transport. The transcript has 6 exons. The record is from RefSeq and is a predicted model, not a curated record. The coding region runs from base 1 to 654 and encodes 217 amino acids.